This is a messenger RNA of Linum tenue, 276 nucleotides long. The record is from the annotation of a GenBank genome assembly. Lineage: Eukaryota; Viridiplantae; Streptophyta; Magnoliopsida; Malpighiales; Linaceae.
UGGCUUUUGCACCUCAAACUGAAAAUGGGUCCUCUUCUCGAAUUGAUCUUCGGGAUUGAUCGCAUUAAGUGGUUUCAUCCUCGUAAGGAUUUGAAGAUGGGUCAAUUGGUCAUCGCCAUGGUUCUGGGAAUCACUCCAGAUGGAGAAAUGCACUGGGGUUUUAUUUCACGGCCUUAAUCAUGGAUAAAGGUUGUUAUUAUUCAACAGUAAGAGCUUCAUAGAUCGAUCAUUCGUAUCAGACAAUCAUGAUUCCAUCUGUGUCUAAUCUAAUGCAAA